AUGUCUUACUACCCUCCCCAGCAACACUAUGCUCCUCCUCCAUCCUCCCCAACUCCAACACAGACAUCCCACACUCAAUACUAUCCACCCCCACCACAGCAGCCAUCCCCGAGCCAGCAAGCUAGCUAUCCCCCGCCUCCUCAAUCAGGUUCCCCGCAAUAUCAACAGCAGCAGCAGCAACAGUAUCAGUCACCUCCGAGUUCUUCUUAUCAGACUCCACAGCAACAUCAACCAGGUCUCCCUGGUUACGAGCAACCUCCACCAUCUGGAGGACACCAUGAGGGUUACCCAUUAGAGAAACCUGCUUUGGAUACUAGCAGGACUUCGAAUCUGGACCAUGGAGCUCCGGCGGCUGGCCAUUUCCUUGGAGCUAGUACGACACAGGACGACGUGGGAACUUUUAAUGGAGGAAGCUACAGAAUUAGUCACAGGGACACAAAUACUAUUCUCACCUUGCAGUUGGCAGUUGGUUGCCCAUUGAUUGUAAAGCCUGGCGCCAUGAUUGCCAUGACUCCAACCAUUACCCUGAAAGGUACUGUCAGGUUCUCCGUGAAGAAAUUGAUAGCGGGCGGCGAGAUGGCACAUUCGACCUUCACUGGCCCGGGAGAGUUGCUCCUUGCUCCAGCAUCUCUGGGCGACAUAACAAAUAUCCGACUUGGAGGAGACGAACAGUGGUCAGUUGGCCGGGACGCUUUCUUGGCUUGCACACAAGGUAUUGUGAAGGAGUAUAAGAGGCAAGGUCUUGGAAAAGCUAUGUUUUCUGGGGAAGGACUGUUUGUAUACCGGAUAAGUGGAGUAGGUCUCUUAUGGAUUACCAGCUUGGGUGCUAUCAUCAGGAAAGAUCUUGCAGAGGGUGAAAGAUAUAUUGUGGAUAAUGGUCAUUUGGUUGCUUGGAAUACGAAGUACAUCCUUGAACGGGUGGCUUCCGGAGGUAUUAUCUCGGGCCUGUCGUCCGGAGAGGGACUGGUUUGCAAGUUCACUGGACCUGGGACUAUCUUUAUGCAGACACGAAAUCCAGCUUCGUUUGCUCAAUGGCUCAACGCUAAUGCAACAGCGGUUUAA
Messenger RNA from Amorphotheca resinae ATCC 22711, 1062 nucleotides. RefSeq lists its product as hypothetical. The record is from RefSeq and is a predicted model, not a curated record. The transcript is spliced from 6 exons. Bases 1 to 1062 code for a protein of 353 amino acids. Lineage: Eukaryota; Fungi; Ascomycota; Leotiomycetes; Helotiales; Amorphothecaceae.